Messenger RNA from Ceratosolen solmsi marchali, 2156 nucleotides. RefSeq names its product probable cyclin-dependent serine/threonine-protein kinase DDB_G0292550. Gene Ontology annotation, cellular component: extracellular region. The record is from RefSeq and is a predicted model, not a curated record. Gene Ontology annotation, molecular function: chitin binding. The transcript is spliced from 5 exons. NCBI's taxonomy places the organism in Eukaryota, Metazoa, Arthropoda, Insecta, Hymenoptera, Agaonidae. Bases 18 to 2093 code for a protein of 691 amino acids.
UCGCGAAUAGCAGAGAAAUGGCGUCAAAAGCGAUCGUCGUAAUUAUCAUUGCCGUAUCGAUCGUUUGCGUCUUCACACAGACGCCGGUGAAACUUGACGAACGACAUCUCCGUGUGUCGCCGAUCGAUAAUGAUCAGUUGCCUGGAAAAGGCUGGCAGGACUCGGUACCUGGGUUACCCGGCAAGGAUUAUCCAAAUUUAACAAGCAUACCUGAAACUUCAUUCAGCUGCGAAGGAAAGACACCCGGCGGUUACUACGCUGACGUCGAGGCGAGAUGUCAGGUCUUCCACGUAUGCAGCACGCAAGGCUCGAAGAGCUCCUUUCUCUGUCCGAGCGGCAGUAUCUUCAAUCAGCGCCACUUUGUCUGCGACUGGUGGUACGAUUUCGAGUGCCACGAGGCUCCGGAGCUCUACGCCCUCAACGAGAGCCUCGACGAGCCCGAGGAGCCCUCCUCAGUCGAGGCCCUUCACUUCAACACACUGGGGGCUCCGAGCACCGAUCUCUCUCUUGCCAGCUCUGGAUAUACGAAUAAUUUGCGCGAGCAAGCCAAUCUCCUUUACGAGGAUUAUGCGCCCGUCAAGACACUUUAUACGGGAGCCGUUUUAUCGAAGGAGAGAGCCGCAACCAUUGAGUCAAGUGACAGCGGCAAUAUCCAGUCUGGAAGUUCAGCUCGUUCCACGUCUUCCGGGAUUUCCAACAUCGAUGGCACUGAUAUCGCUGACGAUAAUCACUCUCGGGUCCGUCAAAAGCAAUCCACCUAUAAUCGCAAUGGCUCAGCACGUUCUAAUGGUCUCGGGCUGAAUGAAUUACAACUGACUUAUCAUCAGGGAGAAAAUAACGGGCGCACCAGCAAUUACGCGGUUGAACGACAGUCGACAACUUAUCUUAACAGGCCUUCACCGAAUCUGGAUAUCGUACCACGGGGCUUCUCCAAGAAUCGCAAGAACAGCCAGCAAACACGUGCCACUUAUCAGGAAUUCAAACGAAAUGAUCAAAAUCCUGGAUUUUUUAUAAAUAAUGGACUUUCUAAUGGAUUUGAAGAGUCUAAAUAUAAAGCGUCAUCGAAAGAUAAUCGCUACGUAGAAUAUGAUAAAAGUGGCAAUAAAAAUAAUGACAAUAAUUACGACAGCAAUUACGACGGAAGAUAUCAAAAUUAUUAUAAAAAAUCAGAAAAUAAUUCACUUCCGCAAACUAACGACAAUUAUAGUAUUGAGAAAAAUAAUGUUACGAAUAAUAGUGCACAUAAUAAUAAAUAUAUCACAACCAAUAUUAAUGAUAAUAAUCAGCAAAGCAAUUAUUAUGAAAAUUAUUAUAACGAAGCGGAAAGAAGUGAAAUCAAUUCUAAUAGGAAUUUGGAUGCUUCGAGAUAUCGUUAUGAUCAGAAUUUCGAAGCAUCGACAGCCAAUCCGCAAUCCUUUAAUCCAACCUCCACGGAGGAUGAUGUUGACCGUGAGAGACAAAGAGAGGUAGACAGCGUGGAUCUGAAGAGGAAAAGGCCGCAGCAGCAAAUUCAUCAACGAUAUAACCCAUCGGCAUUUUUAAUUCACGAAGAAACCUCGUAUAAUAGGCAAGACGAUCUGUCAAGGAGUAACGCCAACUCGGAAUAUCCACCAAUUUUACCUCAUCAAAUGUACACGGAGCCGAAUUUACUAUCGACACUCGUGCCGGAAGUAACGACGCUUGCUAAUGGCGACGCGGAAGAACCAAGACAUCAUGCGCGAGAACGGACCAAGUACCUUGGGAGGAGACCAGCCGGCGGACUGCCAAGUGGAUCUGGCAACGGUUUACCAGGCGCCAACAAGAUACUCGUAGGUUCUGAUUCUGUUACUGGGAAACCCGGUAUGGAUGAUGAUUCAGACCAGUUGCCACCUCCUGUUACGGAUACCACUGGCAUUUGGUAUCAAAGUACAGCGGCUGGUUGGGGAAAGGUGGAGAGUAUAUACGUGCCGUCGCAAGUCAAUGCCGAAGAAAACACCAGCAACAAUAUUAGUGGAAAUAAUAAUGAUUAUCAUGAUUUUGAGGGAUAUGGACAAUAUGCAAAUAAUGCUACUUCAUCAUGGAACGGCGAUCGAAUAUUCCAUGAGCAAUAUUAAACAUUGACGUCGAUAUUUUAAGUUUUUCCUAUCCUACCUUGAUUAAUCAUUACGUCCAUCUUU